Messenger RNA from Salvia splendens (bonfire salvia), 4468 nucleotides. RefSeq names its product helicase-like transcription factor CHR28. The coding region runs from base 521 to 4165 and encodes 1214 amino acids. The record is from RefSeq and is a predicted model, not a curated record. Gene Ontology annotation, cellular component: nucleus. The transcript is spliced from 11 exons. Gene Ontology annotation, molecular function: ATP-dependent activity, acting on DNA; ATP binding; metal ion binding. Lineage: Eukaryota; Viridiplantae; Streptophyta; Magnoliopsida; Lamiales; Lamiaceae. Gene Ontology annotation, biological process: DNA repair.
UCAAUGUAGUCUUCUUCUAAGAAAUGGUGUUCAAAUUAUAUGACUUUUUUUUUCUCCAAAGUAGUUACUUUCCUAAUAUUUUAUUAUUCCAAAUGCGAAACACCUACCGCCGCGCAUAUUGACUCACCGAUCCCCUUUUAAUCUCGGAAUUCAUAUUCCUUUUUCUCGGCUGUUUGGAAUUCUCCAAAUCGCCGCCGAAUUUAUCUCUUUUCUUUCUACCCAAUUCCGCGUUUUUGUGUGGUGUGUUUCUGCUAAAGAUUAUAUUUGGUGGAAUUUCAGUAGGUUUUUAUUGUGAAGAAGAAAGUUAAUUUAAGUGGCGCUGAGUUUGUGAUGAUGAUGGUGGAGGCAGAAGAGGGAUCGCCAGCGGUUGAGUUUUGUAGAGCGGAGAAGGAACUAGCUUCGGACGAGUUUGAUGUAAUCGAUAUUGAUGUUCUUUGGAGACUCUUGGACGAGCCUUCUAAUCCUCCACAGGAUAAUAAGGUGGAUAAUUUAUCUCGUGAUAAUGACCUAACAGGUUGGAAUGCAGACUUCAGAAGACUUUUUCUUGGUUAAUGACAAGCACAACUUUGAAGCCUCAGAAUCAAAGCGGUUGCUUUCAGAUGGUUUUGUGGAAUCUGCUAGGAAUUCUUGCAAUCCAGAUGGUGAAAUGCUUGAAUCUUCGCCCCAGCUUAGCCUAGACAAUGGUCGUUUUGAUAUGUCUGAGACGCUGUGGGAAGAAGAAGAGAUUGGAUGCUCAGAAUCUAGGUGGGCCACUGCCAACAGUUUAGUGAAACAUGAUUGGAAUCCCAGCUUAACUUAUUCUGAAAUGCCUGAGCCUUCAUCAUCACAGAUUAGUCAUGAUGAUAGUUUUUCCUAUAUGGAUAUAGGUGGUGAUUUCCAUAAUUCCUCUCCUUAUUACAACAAUGACUAUGAGGACGCUCCAUUCGAGACACCUAGUCACAGAGAACAAUUUAAUUUUGAUAGUGCUAACCUUGUUAUUCAACAGUCUUCUGAUGAAAAAGGCACUAACUUAGCUUUGUUUGAGGAACACAACUGCACUGGAUCAUCUUCCUUCAGCAGUUUCAGUAAUGUUAUUCAUAAGCAAGACUCUUCAGAUUUUCGACAGUUGAAUCGUGAUAGAGAUCCAUUUCGAAUGGAAUACGGUGUUAUGCCUGCCAGAGAAUCCGCCAGUGGAAAUGAGACUGAAAAUCUUUUUAAUACCUUUUCCAAUGAGCACCACAGAAUACAAAGUCACGUUAAGGUUGAGAAGAACUUCUUAACACCAUCCUCCGACAUAGCUUCCAGAGCUUCUGAAGUAGUCAAGUAUGCCAUGAAUGGGCGUCAAGGCACAGAGUGGUCUUCGUCUAAGAAUUAUGGUAUCAAUUCAAAGGUUAAAACAGAAGAUGAACUUUUUCAGUCAAGGAGAACUCACCCUUCUCCUGGUAUGGCUGGUGAUAAUUCUGUUAAAAGUUCUGCAGCUGUUGCUCACAAUUGGAAACCUCUUCGUCAGGUUUCGGAGCAUCCUGGAGUUAUACCACCCCCAUCAGUUAGCUCAGUGAGUAAUAUCAUAAAGAUGGAAAAUGAGGUGCCAAAGUUCUCCCAACGUCAUAUUUCAAAUGUCAAUUACCAAGGGGCUCAGAGUAAGACAUCCGAUCAAGGCAAUGCUGAGGAUGAUUCUGAUUUGUGUAUUCUUGAAGAUAUGAGUGCUCCAGCACGUUCAAAUCAUGUUGCAAUGAGUGAAAGGUCGGUCGUCACUAAACAAGUUAUGAUGUUUAGGGAGCCCGGAACCCAAACGGUAACAACACAUUCAAGGCGGAAACCAAAUGAUGAAAGAGCCAUUUUCCGAGUUGCAUUGCAGGAUCUUUCUCAGCCGAAAUCAGAAGCUUGUCCACCAGAUGGAGUUUUGUCUGUGUCCCUGCUGAAACACCAGCGUAUUGCUUUAUCUUGGAUGGCUAACAAGGAAACAAGGAGUGCGUGUUGCUCUGGUGGAAUUCUUGCAGAUGAUCAGGGACUUGGAAAGACAAUAUCAACAAUUGCACUCAUUCUAAAGGAGAGGGCACCUCUGUCUAAAGCUUCUAAAACUAAUGUAAAACAAAGUGUGACAGAGAUGUUAGAUUUGGAUGAUGAUGGUGGUGGUAUUCUUGAAAAAGGCCAUGCUAUGGAAGGAGCUGAACAUGUUAUGGCUAAUGGAUAUCCUAUCAACAACUGCAAGAUACCUUUGCAAGCAAAGGGUAGGCCGUCUGGCGGCACCCUUAUUGUAUGUCCAACGAGUGUCCUCCGCCAAUGGUCGGAAGAGUUGCACAACAAAGUAACUAAAGAAGCUGAUCUCUCUGUUCUAGUAUAUUAUGGAAGCAAUCGGACAAAGGAUCCACAAGAACUGACCAAAUACGAUGUGGUGGUUACAACAUAUGCAAUUGUGAGCAUGGAGGUGCCAAAACAGCCUGUUGUUAAUGAAAAUGAUGAUCUCAUAGGUUCCUCGUCAUAUAAAGACUUCUCAUCUGGUGGAAAAAGAAAGCUACAAGAAACUAUGUUUGACAAGAAAUCAUCUAAGAGUAAGAAGACUCGCAAAGGAAUUGACAAUGAAUCGCUUGAAAAUGCAUCUGGUCCUCUUGCCCAGGUUGGAUGGUUUAGGGUUGUAUUGGAUGAGGCUCAGAGUAUUAAGAAUCACCGAACUCAAGCAGCUAGGGCUUGCUGGGGUCUUCGUGCUAAACGCAGAUGGUGCUUAUCAGGGACUCCUAUCCAGAAUGCAAUAGAUGAUCUUUAUAGCUAUUUCAGAUUUCUCAGACAUGAGCCAUAUGCCGUCUUUAGGACUUUCUGUGAGCAACUAAAGGUUCCAGUCAAUAAGAAUCCGAGGAAUGGCUACAAAAAGUUACAAGCGGUGCUGAAAACUAUAAUGUUGCGUCGAACAAAGGGUACACUUCUUGAUGGAGAACCGAUUAUCGAUCUCCCGCCAAAAACUAUUGAACUGAAAAAGGUUGAAUUUUCCAAGGAUGAACGUGAUUUCUACUGCAGGCUCGAGGCUGAUUCACGUGCUCAAUUUGCAGAAUAUCAAGCAGCUGGCACUGUGAAACAGAAUUAUGUCAACAUAUUAUUAAUGCUUCUACGGCUUCGACAAGCUUGUGAUCACCCUCUUCUUGUUAAAGGCUAUAAUUCUAAUGCAAAAACCGCUUCAUCAAUUGAGACAGUAAAGAAGCUUCCUCAGGAAAAACAAAGUUUUCUUCUGCAUUGUUUGGAAGGUUCUUUGGCGAUCUGUGGAAUUUGCAAUGAUCCACCUGAAGAUGCUGCUGUUACUGUAUGCGGACACGUUUUUUGCAAUCAGUGCAUAUCCGAGCAUAUAUCAGGUGAUGACACCGAGUGUCCAACCAAGCAAUGCAAAACUCCUCUUAAAAUGUCUAGUAUAUUUACUGUAACCACACUACGGGCUGCUAUGUUCGGUCAACUGAGUACGGAGAGUACUGCUGAAUGCCCUGGUUCCGGAGUCGCUGAAGCUUCCAAACCUCAAUUGCUGAGAUGUCCUCAAGAUUCUUCAAAAAUUAGGGCUGCUCUCAACAUCUUGCUGUCCCUUUCUAAACCACAGGAUUGUGCCACCGAAACAAGUUCCUCAGAGAAUAUCGGAGGUGGCAAUGGCUCAAAAAAGUUGUGUUCUGAAUCCGGGGAUGACAGCAGAACAUCACACUUAUGCAGUGACUCCAACAAUUCGGUCCAGGCUGUGGGGCAGAAAAGCAUAGUGUUCUCUCAGUGGACUGGGAUGUUGGAUUUGCUUGAAUCAUGUCUAAAAAGUAAUAACAUUCAAUAUCGUAGACUUGAUGGUACGAUGCCUAUUGCUGCUAGAGACAGAGCCGUUAAAGAUUUUAAUCUUCUGCCUGAGGUUUCGGUUAUGAUCAUGUCUCUGAAGGCUGCGAGUCUUGGGCUGAACAUGGUGGCAGCUUGCAAUGUGCUCCUUCUGGACCUAUGGUGGAACCCGACGACUGAAGAUCAAGCUAUAGAUAGAGCUCAUCGUAUUGGUCAGAAACGCCCAGUUUCUGUUUAUCGGCUAACUGUGAAGGACACAGUCGAAGAUCGCAUUUUAGCCCUACAGCAAAAAAAGAGGAAGAUGGUGGCAUAUGCUUUUGGAGAGGACGAAACAGGCACCAGACAGAGUCGACUCACAGUGGAAGAUCUGAAGUAUCUGUUCAGGGCGGAUUAGGGAUGUUAUAGAGGUUUGUUUUACUCGUAUUCUUUCUCCAUUCUUUAUCAGCUAACGACAGCAGCAGCGUCUUAGCUGAAGAGUAAUUAAGCUCUAGCAUACAGAAAAUCUCUUGGAAUCUUUACAAAGAUUUUCCCAGGUUUGACAUGAUCUGAUUUUUUGGACCAGUGAUCUUUCUCUUUGCUAAAAUCAUUGUGUAUAUCAAAUAGCUUAGAUACAUAUUCUAUUAUAUAUAUAUCAGUGGCUCUUCCUCUUCUUUGUAGACAUUAAAUGUUGGAAAGUAUAGUCAUUUUUUGUUCUUUA